UACUAAAUUAUGCUCUAGGAACGUCAUCCAUAAAAAUGACUUGCUCUGGCCCAAGGCAGCUUGUGUCGGCCCCACGGUUCUGUUGCUGAUGCCCUCUGAUACGGAGCAUGCCCAUCUCGUCACGUGACGUCUUCACCAAAGGUUCAUAUUUCAGCUGCUGCAAACCAGUUUGUUUGGACUUGAACUUAUCGUGAAUGGUCCGUCCAAAUGAGUCUAAAACAUUAAACAUGGGUACCACGACGGCGAUUUUGGUCCUUCUGGUCUGUUUGGUACCGGAUUGUGCUUUGGGAACGCUACAGCUGUCCGCGACGGUUCCAGAGAACGCUCACGCGGGGGAAACCGUCACAAGUGUUCGGCUGAACCUAAAGGAAGAUCGGGAAGAAGUCAGGUGUGACAUUGUGGACGGAAACAAGAACGGGCGUUUCCGUGUGACCGACUGCGUGGUCCAAGUGGCUCGUCCGUUGGAUUACGACGUCCACCCGAGUUAUAACCUCACGGUAAACGUCACUGGGUCUUCCGAAAGACACCAGCAGCUAUUUGUUGAUGUACAAGUCCAAGACGUGGAGGGAUACCCGCCUGUUUACAACGACACGUGCGAAAUGCCGAUUCGGAGUGGCCCUAUGAUGUCAGACGAUUUUUUGUUCAAUAUCAAAGUGACAGGCGAGGCCAUGAUAGAGGGAGUUGGAGAGAUGUCCGUGUCAAGAUACUUCACACUUGACUAUGACACUUCGCAUACAAUCGAUUACAAUGGUUGUCUAGUGUGGGUUACCUAUACUCCCUGGCAUACUUAUGACGUAGAUAUGUUUCAGUCGAUCUGGGAUUCACAAUAUCAUUGCUGGAACUGUUUUAAUGAUGCGGGAUCUGUCUUACAAGGUCAAGUAUUUCGUGGCGGUACUGAGUUUAUCCGAGUUUAUUACUCGGGACCUAGACCAGUGCACGUGUUGAAUAAUAUUUUCACAUUUGCCGGUUCAAUCCCGCUUUCUUCAGUUAAGAGAAAUAAUUUCUCAUGCAAGCUGUCAGAAAACGUUUCUAUUCUUCAAGUUAUAGCUGGGAAGAGACAUACAGCAAUACCUAUACGUCUAGAAUUUGAGAUCCAGCCUGUCGGAUGUCCCCCAAACAGGUACGGCGUGUUGUGUGACCAGAACUGCACCUGUGAGAACGGCGCCCGCUGCCACGGGCUGAACGGAGCCUGCAAGUGUCAGCCUGGAUGGCAAGGUGUCGUCUGCGACAUUCCUCACAGAACCGUGGCCAUUAUCGCGACCCCUGGCGACUCACGACGGAUUUACAUCACCGGCUCUGUAACGCUGCACUGCAGGGUUUUCCAUCUGGCUGCUGAAAGGAUGACUUGGACAUUUCCUAAUAAAACGGAAAAGUGGCUGCAGGACGCUCACGAAGAUCGUGUGCAGAUCCACAACAUCCAGUCCGAACACAACGGUACCUACAUCUGUACUGUGUUAACGCAAGACGGGACGGUCAUCAACGCAAGUUACGAGCUUCAGGCCGUCGCCUGUCCUCCCGGUAAAACGGGUGAAUCGUGCGGAGAGGACUGCGUCUGUAGCAACGGUGGCAGCUGUGACCGGUGGGCCGGCUGUGUCUGUCCGCCGGGAUGGACGGGAACCGCGUGUCAGACCUCCUGCCAAGUGGGAACCUACGGACAGGGUUGCAGCAGCAGGUGCUCGUGUCAGCAUGACGCAAUUUGCUCCCCUACCGACGGUCGGUGUACAUGUACGGCGGGCUGGUUCGGCAGACACUGCAGCAGACCGUGCCUCGCAGGUCGGUACGGAUUGAAAUGUUGGCAGGCCUGUGCCUGUAAGAACAACGCCACGUGUAACCACGUGGAUGGAACUUGCGCCUGCGCGCCACCCUGGACUGGCAAGUGGUGUGACGUCAUCGAAACGGACACGGACACAUUCCCGUUGUCGCUCCAGAUUGCCUUACCCGUGGCGCUGACUCUGCUAGUCGCCGCAAUAUUAAUGUUUACACUCUACAAACGGAACAAGGCUAGACAUGCGGCACAAGAAGAGCGUCUAGAGGAGACCAGAGCCAUACUGGAGCUGAGAAGUAUGGAAGAUGACCUGGCACAGAGUUUGCAGCCCGGCUGGCUCAACCGGUGGGAGAGGAGCGCUGACGAUCUGACUCUGGACGAACUGGUCGGACUGGGCGCGUUUGCACAGAUCAGGAGAGGCCAGCUCCGUGUGGCUGGCGCUGACGUCACGGUGGCGGUCAAGUCCGUCCGCGGAGAGGACAGGCGGUGCUACCGAGCCUUCUGCCGGGAAGUCGCCGCGCUGAUAGCCGUACACGAAAACAACCACGACCAACAUGGCGGACAUCCCAACAUCGUCAAGCUGUUUGGAGUCGUGACCAAGUCCUCACCCAAAUGUAUUCUCCUGGAAUUUGCUGCCAAAGGCGAACUUUUGGUAAUCCUAAAGGAACAACCUCGGCCAAACGGUUCUCUUGUCAUGUUUCUGAGCUAUGCCGUCCAUAUAUCCCGUGCCCUGAGCGAGCUCCGAAAUCUGCGGAUCGCUCACGGUGACGUGGCCGCCCGAAACGUCCUAGUCAGCGGCGAUGACGUGGCCAAACUUGCUGACUUCGGUCUGGCUCAUGACGUCUACACCACGACUACCUACGUGUCCACAGUCCAAGGUGACGCGGACGAACUCCUGCCCCUGAAGUGGAUGGCUCUGGAGUCGCUGGAGUCUCGCGAGUUCACGUGCGAGAGCGACACGUGGUCGUUCGGCGUGCUGCUGUGGGAGAUCGCCGCCUUCGGGGAGGAGCCCAGCUACCAGCGCCAUCUGAGUUGUCCCAAGUUGGUGGGGAUCCUGAGGCAGGGGGUCCGUCUGGAGAGGCCGCCCGGAUGUCCGGAAAAGCUUUAUAACGUCAUGAAGUCGUGUUGGCGGGAGGACCCGUCGGUAAGGCCCGAGCCGGAAGAACUGGAGCGGAAACUGACAGAAUGUCGCCACGAAAUGGACCCGCGUCUGGUCAGGGACCUCGAGUAGGAAAGCUCGGAGUGACAGACAAUGUAAAGCAGUAACGCUAGCAAACAUAUUGGACAUCUGGAUAUAUUUACAGUUUGAAGGUGUUUAUUAAGUCAAAAAAAUUUAAA
Branchiostoma belcheri (Belcher's lancelet) is the source of this 3103-nucleotide messenger RNA. RefSeq lists its product as uncharacterized. Lineage: Eukaryota; Metazoa; Chordata; Leptocardii; Amphioxiformes; Branchiostomatidae. Bases 195 to 2996 code for a protein of 933 amino acids. Gene Ontology annotation, molecular function: ATP binding; calcium ion binding; transmembrane receptor protein tyrosine kinase activity. Gene Ontology annotation, cellular component: membrane; signaling receptor complex. The transcript has a single exon. The record is from RefSeq and is a predicted model, not a curated record. Gene Ontology annotation, biological process: cell surface receptor protein tyrosine kinase signaling pathway; homophilic cell-cell adhesion; protein phosphorylation.